Gadus chalcogrammus (walleye pollock) is the source of this 3985-nucleotide messenger RNA. RefSeq names its product regulator of G-protein signaling 8. Bases 660 to 1661 code for a protein of 333 amino acids. The record is from RefSeq and is a predicted model, not a curated record. The transcript is spliced from 6 exons. Lineage: Eukaryota; Metazoa; Chordata; Actinopteri; Gadiformes; Gadidae.
UGACGUGGAGUCGGCCAAUCCAGACACACCUACACUGUAGUGAAUGAAUGAUGAUCAGACCUGCGUGUCAGACGGGCUCCUGGAGUGGUGAAGGGCAAGUUGAAACCCAAGCGAAGGUGUGGCGUCUACCGUGUGACGCCUUCAUGUUACAAGAACUUCCAUGGCGUAAUAAUGGAACGCACUCCGGGCGGGGACAUAACAAGACAUCGCGUCCCUAUGUUUAAUCCAAACCAACAACGACUCAGAGGAGUCAUUGCAGGGGGUGUUGUUUUUUUUUAGCGAAAAAGCUGAACUGCUGAAACUGUGACGGUGUCAUGUGGUACAAAGCAGAGGAAUAACACGACCUGGAGGUAGGCAUACUCUUUUCUCCGUGUUUAACCCCGGGCGGCUGUCUGCUGACCACGCGUCGAAAUUCUCACAAUGUCCGAGGCGCUGACCGCCAGGGGCACACUGUUUGGAAACAUGCAGCUGGAGUAGAAGGUGAUUGGCUUGGAGGAAAAUGUGCAUUUGUAAAAGUGGGUCAGCAAAAGCAUCCCCUUUGACUUGAGAUCCACAUCAUUGCCUUUUUCUGAUCUACCCGAGACUGAACAGACACUUCGCUUUCUCCGUCGAGCUUCGCCUUCCCUCGUUCACUCUGAGCCACGGUCUGCUGAGGCAUCAUGCGGAGGUUCAGCUCCGAGGGGUCCCUCCUGGACAUGGACGUUAUGCCCUGGAGAGGGAUCCAGCUGAAAGACCCCCCGGUACUUAACAGGGAGUCGGGCACCCACACGCAUCUACUCGGCCCCUCCGAACAGGCCCGGAGCGCGACGCUGCCCCCGACCAUCCGAGAACUGGGUUCGAGUCCCGGCUGCCCGGCCACGUUGACCAAGGAUCUCAGCGUCAGCGUGGAGGACUUGAAGGAGCUGAGCAAGCGGAAGAUGGACAACCUGCGAGUAGGGACGAUGGGCGAGAGCUUCCGUGCCUACAGCGACGGCCAGCUGGCGCCCUCCUCCCAAGGCAGCAGCACCGGGAGCUUGGAGAGGGACGACACGCACCCGUCCUCCCCGUCCGACCCCUCCUUGAAGUCGCGCCACCACCGUGAGCGCGCCAAAGCAAAACUGUCUGCUGCCAAACUUCACCUAAAAAGUUUGUUUGAACUGAAUCAUCAUUCGUCCAACUCCAAUAUAAGCCAAGCAGUCCAAAAAGACAGUGCCAAGGAGAGGCGCUCUCGCCUUCGCUUCAUGCGCCAGUGGAGUCAAGUGGGUCACAGUGGGGGAUUGAGGUUCAGUUUGGAGGCGCUGGAGAAUUGGGCCCGGUCUCUCAACGCCCUGCUUGCGAGUCAGGAGGGAGUGUCUGUGUUCGGUGCAUUCCUGCGCUCCGAGUUCAGCGAGGAGAACCUGCAGUUCUACCUGGCGUGUGGGCAGUACCAGCAGUCCUCCAACAACUUCAGCCUUCAGCGGAGGGCCAAGGACAUCUGCACCACCUACAUCCAGCCUGGCUCCCCCCGUGAGGUGAACCUGGACAGCAAGACCCGGGACCUGACCCUCCAGCUGCUGCAGGCACCCUCACACACCUCCCUGCUCCCCGCUCAGAAGCGCAUCUACUCCCUGCUGGACGCAGACUGCUACCCCCGCUUCCUGCAGUCCCCUCUCUACCUCUCCCUGCUGGAGGACGCUCGCUAGGCCUGGCCCAUAGCGGUGGACCUCAACGUGUGUGUGUGUGUGUGUGUGUGUGUGUGUGUGUGUGUGUGUGUGUGUGUGUGUGUGUGUGUGUGUGUGUGUGUGUGUGUGUGUGUGUGUGUGUGUGUGUGUGUGUGUGUGUGUGUGUGUGUGUGUGUGUGUGUGUGUGUGUGUGUGUGUGUGUGUCAGGGUUUUGUUCUAAAAUAGGAAAAUGUAUGGCUAAAAACUAUAUUUGUUUUGAUCUUGCUGAAAUUAUUUAUUGAAAUGUAUAAAAAACAUUCAGAAAAAUGGGCUGUAAAUUGGCCAGAAUGCAAAGAGACUGUAGGGAGUCAGGAAGUAAAAAGACCAAGUCAAGGAGUGUGUCAUCGAGGACUCAUCGAGUGUGGCGUUAAUAAACAGUCAAGCCAGCAUGUCGACCGAGUGGAGGGUGGACUGAUCCCUUGGGGAGGAGUCCUGUUCCUGCUCAAUGUGAACUGGGGAACUAUGCACAUGUCUGCCUUCUAAUCAUUAAACGCCCUCCUUUUGCGGGCCUCACUGGGUGCAGAUUAGGUGCUUACGGUCCAAUGAGCACAUGCAAAUGUCAUUCCAUGAAACCAAGGAGAACAAGUCCGGUGAGAAUGAGCCAGGUUUUAAAUGUUAUAUAUGGGGUUGGUCAGAUAUUUGAGUGAAUGUAUUUUUUAAGAACCUUGUAACACCCCCCCCCUCCAUCUUGAUUUCACCGAGGUUGUAGGCUUUUUCUUACGCUUUCUUGUCGAGCAAAAUCUCCUUUGAUGUUGCUCUAUGUAAAAUGUAAAUAAAAAUGUAUUUAUGUGUGGUUGAACGGUCAUCAACUUCAAACAUUAACAUUCCUUAUUGUAUUAUCCCUCAAAUCUAGAGAUUAGUUAGAUACAAUAAUAUGUGGAAGGUGCCGUCCUUCGGAGGAGACGUCAAACCGAGGUCCUGACUCACUGAGGUCAUAAAAGAUCCCAGGGCACUUAUCACAAAGAGUAGGGGUUUCCCCGGUGUCCUGUUCCAACCAGGCUCAUUCAAUCUGGCCCCCUAAUCAUCCUCCUGUAUAAUUGGCGGACUCAUUAAUUCCCUCACCCUCCACCUCAGGCUGGUGUGUGGUGAGCGUUCUGGUGCAGAUUGGCUGCUGUGCAUCACCCAAGUGGGUGCUGCCUUCACUGUAAAGCGCCUUUGAGUGUCUAGAAAAGUGCUACAUAAAUUCAAUCCAUUAUUAUUAAUACAGUGGGUAUGGAAGCAUAUAUGUAGCAAAAUUCAAAUGGCAAUGCAAUUUGCAAUUUGCAAUUCAAUAAGUAAUUACGUUAUGCAAUUGACAAUGCAUUAUGCAAUUUCAUAAUGUAAUUUGUAAAUACGUUAUUCAAAGUGUAUUUUAAAAUGCAAAGUGACAAUGCAAUCCUCAAUUAAAUGUGCAAAAGUUAUAACAAUAAAAAUACAAUAACAUUUUGUCAAAUUCUUUGAGUUCCUUUAUUCAAAUUGAAAAGCUAUAGCGUCCCCGUGAUUGCAAUCCACUUCGCCACGCUCCGUGUGUUGCGAUAUUCAAAUGACAUUUCAAUCCGCAAAACGGAAUCCAAAACGGAAUCCAAAGAGGAAUCCAAAGAGGAAUCCAAAAAGUAAAUAUGCAAAGUGGCAAACGUAUCAGCCACCAGCGGGAACUACGUCACUUUCUAUUGUGUCAGACUGUUUUAUGUGUGGGGGGAGGGAGUUCCAGAGCCUGGGUGCUGAACAGCUGAAUGACCGGGCACCCAUUCGUAAUGAGUCGUGAUGUGGGGAUACAUAGUAGUCCAGCAGAGGUUGAGCGGAGGGAGCGGGAGGGAGUGUAUUCUUGGAGGAGGUCCCAGAGGUAACUGGGGGCUAGGUUGUGGAGAGCUUUGUAGGUGAGGAGUAGGUGGAGACGGUGGGUCUCCCGACCCUAUGUUUCGCACCCAGUGCCUGUAGCACUUUGGAAAUCUUUGUGUUUACCACACUGGCGUCAAAACGUACCCGUGAGGAUAAGUCGUCUAUCCUAUCUCCCAGAACACGCACUCUAUCUACUGCAUCUGUGUCUUCAACACGAUUGUUCUCCACAUCAUCGGCCAAACUUCGGAGCGUAUCAAUAAUCACCAUUGGUGACCAUGGACCUGACACAUACGAACUAGAAGUGAACAAGGGAAUUACGAGCAAGUGACGUAGUUCCCGCCCAGACGCUGAUUGGCUGAUACGUUUGCCACUUUGCAUAUUGACUUUUUGGAUUCCUCUUUGGAUUCCUCUUUGGAUUCCGUUUUGCGGAUUGAAAUGUCAUUUGAAUAUCGCAACACACGGAGCGUGGCUAAGUGGAUUGCAAUCAC